CAGUUCAUAUAUCAAACUUAAACAUACAUCCACCCAUCGUCUACACUCCGGUGCUUUACACCUUAUCGGGGAGAUACUCCCGGUGCAUUUCCAUUGAACAUCGAACAAGUUGGAGCUUGUUUAUUUACGGACGUGUGUAUGUGGCUGGGAAGUGAUUUUGUUCAACGUCUGUGUGCCAAUAUUAGUCACCACAAAUAAGUAAAUGCUCCCCGAUACAAAGAUCCUCCCCAAGCGGGUGGUUAUAUCUGACCGGUCUGUACUGCUGUGGCUCGCUGCUCAUCGGAAGGUUCAUUCCAUUCCAGUGGGGAGAUGAUUUUCCUGUAAACGAAAAGCUGCUUCUAGCUUCUAUCUCGCCUAGCAUUAGCCAUCGGUCGUCGCCGAUCCUGCGGAGUGUUGCGGAGUGUUCGGAGAAACUUUCGUUCUUGCUUAUUCAUCCUAUCUGUACAGAAGAGUCGUACAUCGGACAUAGUUCCCACAGGCUCUUUACAGCGUGAAACCGAAACACACGGAAUAGAACGAUGUCGAACGAGAUUUUAAACAUCGUUGUGGUUGGGGAUGGCGCCGUUGGUAAAACUUGUCUGCUACAUGCGUACACAGAUGAAUCAUUCCAGAACUUCUACCAGCCAACAAUAUAUGAUAAGGAAUCGUUCGAAAUAACUUUAGACGAUCAGCGCUAUACAAUACAACUUCACGAUACUGCAGGGCAAGAGGAUUAUGAUAGAAUCCGGCAGCAGUUUUAUAAACGGGCCCAUUGUUUCCUGCUCUGCUACAGUAUUAACAACCGCAUUUCGUUCGAGAAUAUUACUGCUAAAUGGGUACCGGAGAUAACGGCUACGCAACGGGUCCCAAUCGUCUUAAUAGCCACCAAGCUGGAUCUGCGCCGGGGAACCAGCAACGAAGUGUCCACGGGGGAGGGGCAGCGAAUGGCCACUAAAAUUAACGCAAAUUCCUUCGUGGAAUGUUCAGCGAAAGAUGACAUCAACGUGAAACUGGCAGUGGAGCAAGCGGUGCGGGCGUGUUUUGAGAACGUGGCGGAAUCAGAGCCGGAGAACGAUUGCUGUGGUUUGUGUGGGCUGUUCAGUUCUUUUUAAGAUUCUAGGCAGAACGAAAAGUUGCUUUUGUAUGUAUAUACAAUUCAUCAGAGUACUUUAAUAUCGAAAGUUUUAUUUAACACUAAUAAUCUUAAGACUCGUUAAGAACACAUUCGUUGGUAAAGUAAUGUAUGGAGGUACAUUGUUAGUUCAGGAUUAAUUCAUAUGCUCCACUGGUUUUAUGAGACACCCAACGUUUUGUAACUGUCAUUUUAGUUAAAACAAAAAUAAACUAACCUCAGCUGUCUUCCAUCAAUGAAAUUUGUUUGGCUGUCCCUACCUGAAGAUCCUAAACCGCUCAAAAUGCAAAUCAAGCAUCUCGUUCGAGCUCACCAAGGACAACAACGACCAAUGGGAAUAUAUUUUAUUUCGGUUAUCCUCGCCCUAAUUGCGCUAUCAAUCUCGAUCCUAUCUGUGCACAGUGUAAUAUUUUGCAAAAUCUGAUAAGCUAUUCCGUAUGUGUCGCCAGUGAAUAAAAUAAAAUAUAAACUUUGUCCCGAA
Messenger RNA from Toxorhynchites rutilus septentrionalis, 1592 nucleotides. RefSeq names its product ras-like GTP-binding protein RhoL. Lineage: Eukaryota; Metazoa; Arthropoda; Insecta; Diptera; Culicidae. Bases 519 to 1091 code for a protein of 190 amino acids. The record is from RefSeq and is a predicted model, not a curated record. Gene Ontology annotation, molecular function: GTP binding; GTPase activity. The transcript has 5 exons. Gene Ontology annotation, biological process: small GTPase-mediated signal transduction.